Molecule: messenger RNA, 1104 nt
Organism: Oncorhynchus nerka (sockeye salmon)
Lineage: Eukaryota; Metazoa; Chordata; Actinopteri; Salmoniformes; Salmonidae
Product: high affinity immunoglobulin gamma Fc receptor I-like
Exons: 6
Coding region: 55-1020 (321 amino acids)
Biological process (GO): cell surface receptor signaling pathway
Cellular component (GO): plasma membrane
Molecular function (GO): transmembrane signaling receptor activity
Source: RefSeq, a predicted model, not a curated record
UAUAAAGAUUGUACUGUAGUUAUCCCCAUCAGAAGCACAAACAGAACACUCAACAUGAAGCUCUUACUCAGCCUCCUUGUUGUUUCAACACUACCUCAAUUGGCUGAACUACAAGUCCUCCCCACCAGUGCUCCACAGACAGCCGUGGCUGAGCUAGUCAAGGGGUUACCCUGGAUCUUCUCAGGGGAGAGCGUGCAUCUGAAGUGCAGUGUUCCUGGGAAUGUGUCGGCCGAGUGGAGAUACCGGUGGUUCAGGGGGGGCGAGCAGCUCCAGGAGUCUGAAUACUUUGUCCUCUGGAAGGCCAGGCCACAGCAGAGUGGGAAGUACUACUGCCAGGGCCUAAGAACCACAUGGAUAAACACACAACACACCCUCCACAGCCUGCCUAUAGAAAUAGAGGUGGACGGUGGGUGGGCCAUCCUGCAGGCCCCGCCCCUGCCCAUGCUGGUUGGAGAGACAAUGACCCUGACGUGUCGUGUCCGUAACAACCCCAAACUGACAGAGGUCAUACUCUACAAAGACGGGGUGGAGCUUCAGAUACAGCGUGGCCCAGAGCUGCGUGUCACCAACCUUACCCUGCAACACCACGGAUCCUAUUGGUGCAGAGCAUCCUGGGAUGGACGGAGGGAAACCAACUCUGUAAUCUCAAUGGCUGCUCCAGUGUCCAUCAUAGAGGUUCUGACAGAGCCCAUGUUGGAGAUUGUGCCCAAUGACCCUCUGAUCCAUAAAGACCGUAUGCUCCUGGUGUGUCAUGUUCAACUGAACGCCCGUCAGCCGGUUCCACACAUCCACUACUACUUCUACCAGGACGGGCUGAGUCUCGGGCCUGCCUCUUCCCAGGACAAAGUCACAGUACUGAGGGACUCAGGCCAGUACUGGUGCAAAGCCAGCGUUCCUACUCUGGGCCUGAAGAGGCUCAGCGAGCCCUUAGGUUAUGGGCGAGUGACAGGGAAACAUCAGGGACCAGUUGUCUCUCUCCAGCCCAGAGCUCCAACUCCCCAGACCACCACCUCUAUCUAGCCUUCUAAGCCCCCUACCUUCCCCGAUGCAGCCAGUGAUUCUCCAAACACACUGUCCUGUGAUGUUGUUGUUUCAGAUGAUGGG